ACAUGCUUGUCUGUCAAACAUUUUCCGCAACGAACCGCAAUCCUUUGUGAAAAAAUCGUUCAGUCUGUGGCAUGAAUUUUUAAUGUUCAGUUGCAGUCGGCGUGAGGGUGUUUAUGAGCAUAUUUCAUAGAAUUUUUACAAAAUAUUCAAUACCGGUGUUUUCGGAAUUGUGUUGAGCUUAAAGGUUUGCAUAAUAUAAUACAUAGCAGUUGCAAAUAAUUACAAGGUUUAAGCGAAGAAAAUAGUUUGUGUAAUUGGAAACACCAUGGCAAUGGCAAAUGGAGUGAAUUUACAAGACGGUUUAUCCUGCGAUGAUCUUUUCCGUAAUGGCGAUGGGUUGACAUACAACGAUAUACUCAUUCUUCCAGGCUAUAUCGAUUUCACAGCCGACGAUGUUGACUUGUCCUCCCAGCUGACGAAGAAAAUUUCUCUAAAAGCUCCCUUGGUGUCAUCCCCAAUGGACACCGUCACCGAAGCGGAUAUGGCCAUCGCAAUGGCGCUUUGCGGUGGCAUUGGAAUCAUUCACCAUAAUUGUAGUCCGGAGUUUCAAGCGAACGAAGUCCACAAGGUUAAGAAAUACAAACAUGGUUUCAUCCGUGAUCCAGUGGUGAUGAGUCCGGACAAUACUGUGGCAGAUGUGUUGGAAGCGAAGAGAAACAACGGCUUCACUGGCUAUCCAAUCACGGAACACGGACGUCUCGGGGAGCGUUUGAUAGGUAUAGUCACCUCCAGGGAUAUCGAUUUUCGCGAGGAUCUUCCUCAACUCAAACUUCGGGAUAUCAUGACGAAAAUAGAAGAUAUGGUGACAGCUCCGAGUGGAGUAACGCUACAAGAAGCCAAUCAUAUACUCGAAAAGAGCAAGAAAGGAAAGCUACCAAUUGUGAAUAAAAAUGGGGAACUUGUGGCGUUGAUAGCCAGAACCGAUUUAAAAAAAGCGCGGAGUUACCCGAAUGCUUCCAAAGAUAGCAACAAACAGCUGUUUGUAGGUGCUGCUAUUUCGACCCGUGAAGAUGACAAAGAACGUUUGGAACUGCUGGUACAAAAUGGUGUCGACGUUGUGGUUUUGGAUUCGUCUCAAGGAAACUCACUCUAUCAAAUUAACAUGAUUAAAUACAUCAAACAAAAAUAUCCCGAGCUUCAGGUAAUUGCUGGUAAUGUUGUAACACGCCAACAAGCGAUGAAUUUAAUAGAAGCUGGAUGUGAUGCUCUGCGAGUUGGUAUGGGUUCUGGAUCAAUCUGUAUUACCCAGGAAGUUAUGGCAUGUGGGUGUCCACAGGCGACGGCAGUGUAUCAAGUGAGUAAAUUAGCCCGAGAGUAUGGCGUCCCAGUGAUUGCCGAUGGAGGAAUUCAAUCGAUCGGUCACAUCAUGAAGGCACUGGCACUGGGGGCAUCCACUGUUAUGAUGGGUUCGUUGCUUGCCGGUACAUCCGAGGCCCCUGGUGAAUAUUACUUUAGUGAUGGCGUUCGACUGAAGAAGUACCGUGGAAUGGGCAGCUUAGAAGCGAUGGAACGCAAGGAUGCCAAGAAUGCUGCAGGUUCGCGGUAUUACCACACGGACAUUGACAAACUGCGUGUUGCACAGGGAGUCAGCGGAAGUAUUGUCGAUAAGGGAUCGGUUUUGCGAUUUCUACCCUACCUGCAGUGUGGAUUGCAACAUAGCUGUCAGGACAUUGGAACUAAAUCUAUUAAAAAUUUGAAGAAAAUGAUCUAUAACGGUGAACUGCGGUUCACGAGGCGCACCCAUUCGGCUCAGGUUGAAGGCAAUGUUCACGGCUUGUUUUCCUAUGAGAAGAGACUGUUCUGAGAACAAGGACAAUUUACGUCGAACCGUAAUUCGUAAGUGUACUAAAAUUAGAAACUCACCGAUAAGUUUAUUCAACCCAUUUGCUAAAGUACUUUAAUGUGAAUGUAUCAACAAUUAUACAAUACAGUGUAUCCUAUGUGUCAAAAAUAGUUGCGAAAGAUUUAUGUUCUAAACAAGAUCGACAAUUGCUAUAAAUGCAUUGAAACAAAAGAGCUGAUAGUGAUAUAAGCAUAGCAUCGUUUUUUUUUAUUAGGCAAGUGUCUAACAGUGUUUAGGUUAAUUCGUCAUGAAUGGUGAAUAAUAAAAUUUAUGUUAUUGUAUAGUUUGCAGAGAAUAGUGAAGACAUGAGUUCCCGUUUGAUUUCAAAAUCCUCCAUCUCAACAAAAAACUUAGUAUUGAAAUUAUUGAUUACAAUAAAAAAUGUUUAUAACUUUUUAAUCAAAAAAUUAAUUUUAUACAAAGCAAACAAAUAUACGUAUACCAGCGAAA
This is a messenger RNA of Topomyia yanbarensis, 2293 nucleotides long. RefSeq names its product inosine-5'-monophosphate dehydrogenase (gene ras). Lineage: Eukaryota; Metazoa; Arthropoda; Insecta; Diptera; Culicidae. Gene Ontology annotation, cellular component: cytoplasm. Bases 266 to 1804 code for a protein of 512 amino acids. The record is from RefSeq and is a predicted model, not a curated record. The transcript has 6 exons. Gene Ontology annotation, molecular function: IMP dehydrogenase activity. Gene Ontology annotation, biological process: GTP biosynthetic process.